Molecule: messenger RNA, 1841 nt
Organism: Cicer arietinum (chickpea)
Lineage: Eukaryota; Viridiplantae; Streptophyta; Magnoliopsida; Fabales; Fabaceae
Product: kinase-interacting family protein
Molecular function (GO): actin binding
Source: RefSeq, a predicted model, not a curated record
CCAUUGUACAUAAUACACUCCUAUAAUCCUAUUCCCUACCCUCUUCUCUGACCCUACACUUCCUUUCUUUUUCUUCUUUCAAAAAUCAAACAAGCCACGUCCCUCUCUUACUCAUUUUCUCAUUCACCAUUUUCCACUGUUUCAAUUCACUAUCUUUAAGAGGUUCCUAUAGGCAAGGAUAUUAAUGGAGAGGGUCCCCAUUAUUUUGGAUAUGAACAAAGAGAAAGUGAUUUCAAAUUCUCAGUUGCUUUCUUCAUCCAUAAAAGGAUUUAAGGACAAAAGUAUCACCUACAAUAACAUGCCCUCUUGGCUUCUCACCAGCAUUUCUGAUAUGGAAGAGAGGAUGAAAAUGUUGGCAAUUAGCACGAACGAAGAUGAAGAAGAAGGCGACACAUUCGCAGAAAGAGCGGAAACUUACUACCAAAAGAGACCUCAAUUAUUGUCACUUCUUCAUGACUUGUACAAUGGCUAUGUAACAUUAUCCGAUCGAUAUAUUCAAACACUUGCAAAGCAUAAAUAUCAUAGUAGAAACUCUUCUCAAGUUUCAACAAUGGGGGAAAGUUUGUUUGAUCAAGAAGAAGUUAGUAGUGGUGUGAGUCAAGUUGAUUCUGAUAUUGAAAGUUCAAUAUCUUAUCAACAAAUGUUGCCUUUGCCUUUGAUUCUUUCGAAGCGAAAUGUGUUUGAUGUUGAUGCGAUUGUAGCUGAGCUUGUGAUGAAGAAUGUUGAGUAUGAUUUUUUGGUUCAUGAGGUUGGUGUGAUGGAAAAGAAGUAUUGUGAAUCAUCAAGGAAAAGUGAGUUACAAAAGAGUUUGCUUGAGGUUUUGGAAAGUGAGAGAGUUGUUUUGUUGAAUGAGAAUGCUGGUUUGAGUUAUAGGGUUAAUAGUUUAGUCGAAGAGAACAAGGAGCUUGCGUCUGAGUCGAUUUUUAUUAAGAGAAAAGCUGGCGAGUUAGCGAAGUGUGUGUUGAAGAUGAGGGAGGAUCAUAGAGUUUAUUUGCUUCAUAGGAAGAUUGAAGAUCUUCAAGGACAAAUACAUGGUUUGGAGAAGAGGAAUAAGGAGUAUUAUGAAAGGCUUUUGAGAAGAGAGAGUAAAGAGAAUGGUGGAUGUAUGGGGAAUAAAGGGAAGAUUAAUGGUAGUGAAGGGAUUGCUUUGGAAGUUCAUGUUCAAAUGGAGAAGCCUAGGAUGUUGAAGUGGAAAGAAAGAAAUUCUACUAUGAAGAGUUUUGAAGAUGGGAAGAAAGGUCUUAGUUUGUGGAAAAAAUUGAAGAACAUGGACUUGUUUUGUGGGACUAAUCCAACUUGUGCUUGAAAGCUAGAAGUAGUAGGUUUCUAGGUUACUUAGUACAUGUUUGGAUUCAUUACGAGAUUGAAAGAAUCACACGAUUUUGACAUAAGUUAUAUCUUGUAGUUUCAACAAAAUCACAGUGUUGUUCGGAUUUUGUCAAAAUCAUCCUUUCAUUCAAACAUCGCAAAGUGAAUGUUUGUUUUUCUCAAUGGAUAAAUGUCAAGUAUGCGGGUGAUUCGACACUUUGAUAGGUGGCCAUUGAUUAUACAAACGCGGAAUCAAACAUGCAUUUAGUUAGGUAUGAUGUAUAUUCUAAUAUGAACACUAGCUAAGCCUUGAUGAACUUGUUGAAGAUUAGCUAACAUCUACUAGAGAGUCAAUACUUUUGCAUCUCUAGUAUUGUAGUUGGUGGUUUAAUUAUUUUGCUUUGUUGUUUUUGUUAAAAGAUUUGCUUAACAAAAUUAUGUGAUGAUGAUGCAUCAAUAAACAAUGGUGUAACAAGUGAUUAGCUUUAAAUUUUACUCUUGAAUGUAAUGUUCUUUUGCAUUAUUACUCUUUC